AUUAAACAUUGUCAUGGCGGCCUCCGUAUUGCUAUCUCAUAUACAAAAAGUUAAAAUCCCAUCCGCUGGGGAUAAAAUUUACAAAGAUGAAUGCAUUUUUUGUUUUCAUACUCCGGAGAGUGAAACAGGAUUAUAUGUCUGUCUGAGUAGUUUUUUGGGAUUUUGUCGCAGACAUGUACAAGAAUAUUCAACUAAUACCUCUAACUGUGUUUUCUUACACCUCAGGAAAAUUAAAAAAGAAAUUGCAGACAAAGCUGUACCAGAAAAGGUUCCAACAAAAUUAGCAAUUGGUCUUGAAGGUGGAUUUGAUGUCAGUGGCAAAAAAUAUGAAUAUGAAGAGAAAAAUUGUGUAAUUCUACUGCCUGAUUUUCAUGUUAUUGAACUUCCAUGUCCGGAUUUACCUUUCUCUAUUCAACUAAGUAUUAGUACAGUCUUGGAAUCUGAUGCUGCAAGCGUACAAGAAGAGGCUGAUGCAAUGGCUGGGACGUGGGAUGGGAUGCAAAGAGAAGUUACAAAACAUGCUGAUACUUUAGUUCAGUUGGAUAAUGGAGUAAAAAUUCCACCAAAAGAUUGGCAGUGUCAAGUAUGUGGUUUAAAGGAAAAUCUCUGGCUUAAUCUCACUGAUGGUUCUAUUCAUUGUGGUCGAAAAUACUUUAAUGGCCUUGGUGGUAAUAACCAUGCAGUUGAACAUUAUGAAAAAACCAAAUACCCUCUUGUUGUCAAGUUGGGAACUAUUACAUCUGAAGCUUCAGAUGUGUAUUCUUAUGAUGAGGAUGCUAUGGUUAUAGAUCCCAACCUUCCAGCCCAUUUAGCUCAUUUUGGAAUAAACAUAAAAGACUUACAAAAGACAGAUAAAUCUAUGGUUGAAUUAGAAAUUGAUAUGAACCAGCGCAUUGGAGAAUGGGCUAUAAUUCAAGAAGCUGGAACAAAGCUAGUUCCUUUAUAUGGUCCUGGUUAUACAGGUCUGGCAAAUUUAGGCAAUUCUUGCUACCUCAAUUCCAUUAUGCAAGUCAUUUUCAACAUUCCAGAUUUUCAGAAAUGCUAUUAUGAAAAUUGUAACAGAAUAUUUGGUGAAGUUCCUUAUGUCAAUGCUCCUAAAGAUUUUAAUGUGCAGAUGGCUAAACUUGGUUAUGGGUUAUUAAGUGGUGAAUAUUCACAACCACCUAGUGGAUCAACAAAGGAUCAGGAAGUAGAGGAAUUACCUGGUAUCAAGCCUCAUAUGUUCAAGCUUAUUGUAGGUCAUGGUCAUCCUGAAUUCUCUACAAAACGGCAGCAGGAUGCACAAGAAUUUUUUUUACAUCUUAUUAGCCUUAUAGAGCGAAACUCACGAAGUAGGGAAAAUCCUUCUGAUUCUCUAAAGUUUCAAGUAGAAGAGAGAUUACAAUGCGUAAAGUCAGGGAAAGUAAAGUAUACAACAAGAACAGACUAUUUGUUAUCUCUUCCAAUUCCUUUGGAGUCUGCUACCAAUAAAGAAGAGUUAGCAGCAUAUGAAGCAAGAAAAGCAGAAGUGCUUGCUAGAGGUGAUAGAAUGAAACCAGAUGAUAUUGUAAGACCUAGGAUACCUCUUCAUGCUUGUUUGGAAAAUUUUUCUGCUGUAGAGCAAGUAGAGGAUUUUUACAGCACUGCACUGAAAGCUAAAUCUGUUGCAUAUAAGACAACUCGACUGCAUACCUUUCCAGACUUUCUGAUGUUGCAUUUGAAGAAAUUUACGAUUGGUGAUGAUUGGGUCCCAAAAAAAUUAGAUGUUUCAAUUGAUGUACCUGAAGUGCUAGACUUACCUACGCUUCGUGGCAGAGGCAUUCAGCCAGGUGAAGAAGAAUUGCCAGAAUCAGGUGCAGACAGAUCUGCGGAAGAAUUUGUGUAUAAUGAAGCAUUAUUGUAUCAGUUAUCUGAUAUGGGAUUUCCUCUUGAUGGUUGCAAAAGAGCUCUUUACUAUACACAAAAUGAAGGAAUUGAAGCAGCCAUGAAUUGGGUCAUGGAACAUAUGAAUGAUGAAGAUUUCACAGAUCCUUUUUGCAUACCUGGGUCAAAGAAAAUUAAUCCAGAUUUUACACCUAAUCCAGAAGCUGUAUCAACCAUUGUUUCCAUGGGUUUUGUCCCUGCACAAGCUACAAAAGCUUUAGAAGCAACGAAUAAUGAUUUGGAAAGAGCUAUUGAUUGGAUAUUUAGUCACGCUGAAGAAAUGGAGACAGAUUCUCCUGAAGCUGAAGUGCCAGUAAAAGCUCAAUAUCGGGAUGGAGUAGAAAAAUAUAGGCUGGUUGCAUUCAUCAGUCAUAUGGGAACGUCAACUGUUGCUGGACAUUAUGUGUGUCAUAUUCUUAAAGAAGGCCGUUGGGUUAUUUACAAUGAUAAUAAAGUGGCCUUGUCUGAACAUCCUCCAAAAGAUUUAGCUUACUUAUACUUUUAUGAACGAAUGUCAUCUUGAACUUAGUAAUUUAUUAUUCAUCAGUGAAAGAAAACUAACUGAUGUGUGUAUAUUUCAAAUUUGUAAUAUUUACUAAAUUAUGAGGUUUCUUCCCAUGCUGCUUGCUAGAAGCUGUAAUUAUUAUUUUUAACUAAUAAAUGUACAGCUGCAUUGCCCUGCACAUGCUCUAUUGCAUUUAAUAUUUAAAUAAUUCUGCAUAGUAAGAUUAAUCACUUACAACUCAUAUUGUAAAAAACUAAUUUUCAAAAACCACUCUUACACAAAUGAAGUAAAGUUUUUUUUUUUUUUUUUUUUUUUUUUUUUUAAAGUUUUAAAACCUGGGACUAAUUUUGAACAUUGUGUAUUUAGUUUUGAUGAUUUACUUCCAAACUAAUUGAAGUAUUUAUUUGGUUGCUGCCUAUAAAUAGCUGUUACCCCAUUGCUUCAUUUUGGGAGUUAUUAAAUAUGCUAGCUUCAAAUUAUUUUUUUUUAACAAGUUUCUUGCUUCUCAUAUCAAGUGCUAUUAAAUGAAAGUUUAUUAUUUAAUGUCCAAACCACACAAAUGGCUGCAGAGCUACUAUUAAGCUGACAUCAUGUUUUACAUAUUUUGUAAAGUUCAUAUAAUAAAAAUUUGUAGAAUAUUUACAGAUGGUUUCCAUUAACUUUUACAAAGCAAAACCUGAUUGAUUCAUUAUAAUUACUAUGUAUAAACAAUAUUAAAGCUAGUUUGAACCAAAAAAUUGAAGCACAUGUUUGAAUGUAAUAUCAGGUAGCUAACACAUCUCCUUUAUACAUUAACAUAAUAGCUUUUUGAUGAGUAUAUUUAAGUAAAAAGUACUUCUUAAUUUUAAAUGAAAUGAUAACCAUGUUUAAAAUGCGAUUGCUGUCACUAAUGUUUAUUCAUGUUUAUGUGCUCUGAAAAUUCAUCAUCGCUGAAUGCAUGCUUCAUUCCCAAAAUAUAACACAUUAUUACUUUUUGGAGAUUAUUUGAAAUCGGUAGUUGUUGCGAAUAAACCAUGAAUCUUUGAAGCACUAAAAAUAAACAUCGAUUGCUGCAUUUAACCCUGAGUUAUUGCAUAGUUUCAUCAAACACUGGAUUUGUCGAACUCUUUCAUGUGCACUAAGUCAAGGUGGACAUCUAAAUAAUGCUAUAUGCAAAAUAAAUAAAAAAUUUGAUUUUAUCUGACAGUUUUUAAUUUAUUUUAUUUUAAAAUCAUUUCGUUCUUAAGGGAAGACCCUUUAUAUAUGGCUAUGGAAGUGACGAAUAGUUUAUGCUUUAUGUUGCAUCAGUGAAAAUAUGCAUAUAAUUGGGAUACUCCUUAUAUAACUAGAUAAAACUAUAGGAAAAAAAGCAAACAAAAACUAAAAUUUAAAUACUUUUUACAAAACAUAAUAGAGAUACUUUAUAAACAUUGAGCUGCUAUAGAUAAAAAGAUACUAAUAUAAGAAGGUAAAUAUAUUAAAAAUUAGCAGAAAUUGACUGUAUUUAAUUCAAUGAUACAUGCUGGUUUAAAGCAGAAAAAUCCAAGUUAUCAAAACUUGCAAUUAUAAAUUAAAAGAAAAGUGUAGUAUAAAAAGCUAAACAUUUAGGUAACAGUAAACCAAAUGUAAAUCAUUUUCUGAAGUUUUUCAUCUUCUUGCUCUGCGUGGAAAAGAUUAUAAUUUAAUUCAUUUUCUCCUUCGUAAUAUUUAUCUUAUAUAUAAAUUUAAGUGUUAAAUUCCAGAUUCAUGAAUUGUUAUUCAUCAUGAAAUGAAAAAAAAAAUUAAGCACCUGAACAAAUAUAUAUAUAUAUAUAUGUAACUAAAACUGGUUAAUCAGUGAGAUAGUUACAUCUGCAGUUCAACAGUGGUUAGGCUUAUGUUAUUAUGGUAGAACUGCAUGUCAUUUUCAAUACUUAGCCUGCUUUGUGUGUAUUUUAAAGCAGUUAACAAUAUAAAACUAAUCUCUGAUGUUGAUCUGUAUUAGUGAUGCCAGUUUUGUGUGUUCCCAAAAAAAAAAAAUUAUUGCAAAUUGUGAAAAUAUCAUUUCUCUCCAAAGUAAAUUUAAAAACCACCUGUUUUGCAAAUUUUGUGUGAGGUUAUUGCCAGAAAGUUGUAAUUCAUUCAAUUUUGUACAGUCUUUAAUUGUAAAAUAUUUACUGCUUUAAAUUUGAGCUUUCUUAUGUUUUAAUUCCUUAACUUAAAAGCUUGAGAAUGAUUGUAUAUCUUGACAACAUCUUGUUUAUAAAUUUCUACUCUGAGUAAAUUUGUUGCAUUGCGUUUGUUACAAAUGUUGCUGCAAGAUGACACAGGAUGUUUACUUUGAUCAGUUUUUGCAGAUACAUGAAGUGUUCUAAAGAAGUCAAAGUUAGUAGUUCUAAUGGCCAUGUGCUUACCCUUGGUAUGGUCUGCCUUUUUUCUUUUUGAUUUUGUAGUAUGGAGAAUAAUGAAGAGUUUGACAUAAAAUUUAGUGGGUCAGAAAGUGGCACUUCUAAUUCUGGCAGUGUAAAUAAGCAACAACAGAACAAGAAAGUGAUUUCAGCAAUGUUAGUUUUUCCAGCAUUAGAUUAUAGCAGGAAAUACACUUGUCUAUAGCAUUGCCAAGAUUUCCCAUUACUUAAACACCUUGAAGAUUUCCUAUUACUUAAACAUCAUUAAUUUUUACUCUUUAGCAAAAACACUAUAAAUAGUUUUGAAAGAGAUUUGAGCAAAAUAUUUGCAUUUAGGACAUUUUUACUCUAUGUGGUGUUAUUUUUUGAAAGCAACGAAUGUACUUGGGAUUUUAAUGCAACCUUUUUUCAAGACUUUCUAAUUACCCCUUAAAUGAACAUUUUGUCAAAUUGCUAUUUGCAGUAAACUUGCUUCAUGUGUAGGAUGGUUCAUUGUAAUCAACUUAUAUUCUGUGCAGCAAUUUUAGCAAUAACCUUUUACUAAUAAUUAAUAUGCACUUUCCACUAUGCAUAAAAUGGGAAUGGCCAUAAUAAUAUAUCUGAAAUUAUGCUUUUUAAAUUACUGUAAAAUAUUUUUGAUUGUUUGAAAAAUCAUGAUGCAUUUUUCCUAUGUUCUUGAAAGGACCUUUAUUUAUAUAAAGAACAGAGCAAUCUAUAGUAUAUUGCCCGUGUUUGCUUUCUUUUAAUGAGCUUUGUAAUUCCUCAUUCACAAAAGAACCUAGCUUUAUCACUGAAAAGUUGAACAAGGUGUUGAGUUAUGGUCUCAUCUGAAUUGAAUGUUAUAUCAUGAAAGAAAUUUUGAAGAGAGCAAAACAAAUGAAAAUCUGACGGCACAAGAAUCUGAGGGAUCAAGAGUAUGAUACAUGUGGCAACACUUUUCAGCCAAACUUGAAUGAUUUUUGUCAGGUGAUCAGACUUAAUAGGUGUUGCAUUUUUGUAUGGAAUGCAAUUCCUGUAUGAUUAUUAAGCUCUGAAAGUUUCUGGAAGAUGGGUUUGUUGAAACUGUCUAGUUGAUGCUAACACACAUUCGAACUGAUUUGUUGGCUCAUUGGUAGGAGCUUGGAAACAAGACCACACACAUGUUUGAUCACUAACAAAAAUUACUGUCGUUUGGAUGAAUAAUGUUGCCAUGCAUGUCACCUGAUCUUGUAUCUUCAAAUUUUCACUUGUUUUCACAAAAUUUCUUUUGUGGUAUAACAUUCAAUUCAGACGAGGCCAUAUAUCAAUACAUUGUUCAGCUUUUCUCUGAUAAAGCUAGGUUCUUUUGUGAAUGAGGAAUUAUUAUAAUGAAAUAAAGAUAAAAGUUAUCCAACAAAAGAAGCAAUAUACUAAUGACUGCUUACUGUUAUUUAUAUAAAUAAAGAACCUUUAAAGAAAAAAUGCUUCAUGACUUUUCAGACAACCCAAUAUAUAUCUAGUUCCCGUUUUAAUAAUCUGAAACUAACACUUGUACUGAAAGAUAAACUUUUUUCCAUGCCAUUUUUAAUUUUUGUAUUAGUAAACAAAAAUAAAAUAAUUUUUUAUUAUUGUGAAUAAUAAAAUCCUCUGAUUAAAACAAUA
This is a messenger RNA of Stegodyphus dumicola, 6393 nucleotides long. It is a transcript of the gene Usp5, whose product is annotated as ubiquitin specific protease 5. Gene Ontology annotation, molecular function: cysteine-type deubiquitinase activity; zinc ion binding; protein binding. Gene Ontology annotation, biological process: protein deubiquitination. Lineage: Eukaryota; Metazoa; Arthropoda; Arachnida; Araneae; Eresidae. The record is from RefSeq and is a predicted model, not a curated record.